Molecule: messenger RNA, 1300 nt
Organism: Manihot esculenta (cassava)
Lineage: Eukaryota; Viridiplantae; Streptophyta; Magnoliopsida; Malpighiales; Euphorbiaceae
Product: ADP-ribosylation factor-like protein 2
Exons: 5
Coding region: 724-1047 (107 amino acids)
Biological process (GO): protein folding
Cellular component (GO): cytoplasm; microtubule cytoskeleton
Molecular function (GO): GTPase activity; GTP binding
Source: RefSeq, a predicted model, not a curated record
CUUUCUUGUUCCCUAUGUUUUAGUUGUUUUUACAUUUAACUUGAUCUAAAUCUUCCCUUUGGUCCUUUCUCUGAAGUUUUGUUUCACUAGAUCACAUAAUUAUAAAUUAGUUUCUCAUUUAUAAUAUAAAUUAGUGCAUGCAUAGAAGUUUUGCUUGCUUAGUCCUUUAGCCAUAUUCUGGGCCUCCUUUAGUGCUCCACUCUACCUCUAUCUUUGGAUUCCUAAUUAUGGCUACCAUCUAAGGUAUUUGGUGUUUUCAAUUUCUUAGUGCUUUAGGCGACACCCAAUACUUAUUAGUUUUGAGUCCAUGAACAGCGUGCUAAAUGAGUUUAGAGGCAGCUGAAGCUUCCUGGUCCUACUAUAAAUGUCACCACUAACAACAAUGUCGUCAUCAACGUUAGAAACAAAUUGGACGAGAGUCUUCUUAUGCAUUGGUCUGGAGUUCAACAGAGAAGAAGUUCAUGGCAAGACGGACUUCUGGGGACUAACUGUCCAAUUCCUCCAAAGUGGAACUGGACCUACCAGUUUCAGGUUAAGGAUCAGAUUGGGAGUUUCUUUUACUUCCCUUCUCUUCAUAUGGAGAGAGCCUCUGGUGUAUAUGGUAGCUUCAUUAUAAAUAAUAGGCCUAUUAUUCCAAUUCCUUUUGCUACUCCAUAUGACGACAUUAUCAUUUUGAUUGGCGAUUGUACAAAAGGAACCAUACGGCUUUGAGAAAGGCCCUUGAUGAAGGGAAAGAUCUUGGAAUGCCAGAUGGAGUGCUUAUUAAUGGCAAAAGUCCCUGUCAGUAUAACACCACACUUGUUCCUGAUGGUAUUGACUAUGAAACUAUUGAAGUCCAUCCAGAGGCUUUCUGGAGCAUCUUUGCUAAUACUAGCAAAUAAGCAAGACCUAAAAGGUGCUCUUACACCAAAUGAAAUUGCUAAGGUACUAAACCUGGAGAAUAUGGACAAAACCAGGCAUUGGAAAAUCGUGGGCUGUAGCGCAUACACAGGGAAGGGGCUGCUUGAGGAAUUUGAUUGGUUGGUUCAGGACAUGAUGAUACCUUAGGAUCUAGUCAACAUUAAGCAAUAGAGUUAGGGUUUUUUUUAUUGGCCCUCUCAGAGAACUGAUUAAGGUCCAUUUGUACUGUUUUAUUAACUAUCUUAUUGUUGUGGAAUUUAGUCAAGCUGUGAAUUCGACAAAAAAAAAAAAAAGUCAAGCUGUGAAACUUUUUGGGUCAAUAGUAUGGGAAGUUUGGGUCAAUAUUAGUGACUAAUCAGCCAUAAAAGCAAAUUAAAUAACAAAUAUUUUUUUGAUUUUA